Molecule: messenger RNA, 16292 nt
Organism: Xyrichtys novacula (pearly razorfish)
Lineage: Eukaryota; Metazoa; Chordata; Actinopteri; Labriformes; Labridae
Source: the annotation of a GenBank genome assembly
CAUGUACUCAAAGGGUUUACUUGAACCAGUAGUAGCUGCAGAAUUAGUGACCACUAACAACUAAGCCCUCUUUUUGAGCUGUGGACAUAAAAUCCUUCUCAUGUCCAAAAGAAAGAUGCGUGUUAGUGUUCACAGGUGAAUCUCAAACUUGUUCACUUCAGUUUUCCCACGGAGCAACAUUGUGACUUGAAUCUGAACAACCCGGGGUUUUAUCUGCCAACUGGGUCACCACACGGCUCAAUUAUCCACGCAGGGCAACAACAAGAACACGCUGUGACCAGGACCAUCCGCGCAUAUUGAGCAGGCUUUAUCGUCAUUUAUUCUCGCACAAAUCUCAGCAUUGAUCCAGAGGAAGUAAGUUUUAAUGGUUCUUUGGUUUCUAAUUUGUUGCAAAACCGGUUCAAUCUGAAACAGGACCGCCCAGUUUAAUCCCAUCUCGACGGGAUGUCAAACCCGGUUGAACGUGACACCCGAAAAUAUCUUCAAAACGUUUAGUAAAAAAACGGAAGCUUACCUCGUAAAACCCUCAGCGACUCUUCAGCAGGUUCAGGACGGUAGGAGAUGGGUUUUAAUGUGAAUUGACAGACAACAUGCACGCACUUUAGGGUUGCGUAUGCACGAAGUGAAUGUGGGAUUAUGGUUUAAUCCUGUGUGGGUUUUUUUUGAGCAUCCUGGGGGAGGCACCACGAGAGGAAUCCCCUCUGUCACUAAGUGAAGCCCUCCCUCCAUCCUCUGAAGAAACUGGUUGCAGCUCUCACUGCUGAAGUCCUAUCAUAAUGACAUAACAAUUUUAAAGGAAUUAGGACUGAAUCUUAAAGUGUAAGUGUAUAAUUGUCAAUACACUAGCCACAAAUAGGCAACAGCUAAAUCAGCUAUUGCUAACAUUAUGUGAGCUUUAAAUCAGUUCUUUUUUGUAAUUUUUGCCGAUUAGCAAAUAUGGUAAACGAGUUAAUAGGCUAAGCAAUGGAGAAGCGAUGCUAUUAGUAUCUGGCAUUGCUAACAUGUUGUAAGAAAGUAACUAGGGGAGACCGGGGCUUGUUGUCACAUGGGUAAAUUGUCACAUUGCACUUAUCUUUGCCACCAGAGGGCGCAACUAAAAAGUGGAAUACUAGUUUUCUUCCUUUACAUGGUCAGGGGUCGUGUCCAUAGACUGUAUAAAGAGUGGACAGCGUCUGCCUCCUCGCUGGGUGAAGCCACUCCGAGAACAGCCCCCUCUGUUGGCGGGCUGCAGUAUAGGACAUAAAUGUUAUCUAUGAUUGACACUUGAUACAGCCUAUGGGCGUACAAGGAUUGCGUAGCUCACCUUGGGGGUACGCUGUUUGAACUGAGCGUCAUCACAGCGACUCUCGGCAACUCUCCCGCCCAAUGCGUACAACGCUACUGUGCAAUGUUGGUUUCAGGAAAUGAAGAAAAAACGCAGAAAUACUGAACGCUUUUUGGCUUCAAAUCCGUAUACUGGCGGGAGGCGGAACCAAGUAGUCCAUAGUAUAUACAGUCUAUGGUCGUGUCCUGUCUGAGAAGAGAAGAGCACAUUGUGAGCUGAGAUGAGCGCCAAUUAACCAUUUCGCACAACCCAAAGUAAAAAAAAAAAUACUUUAUGUUUUUUAAAAUAAGCUUUUUCCAGAUAAAAAUCCCAGCAGUGAUACAUGUGGACUUGUUAGAGGAGAGAUUAAGGCGUCCUGUCAUACCUCAGCCAUUGUUCUGUUUUAAACUAACUUUAAUCUAGAGCUUUAAUCAGCAAACAUGGUGGUUUGGGGCAACAUGUCUCAGUCAUUUUGGGGUUAGUUGUCACAUGUUCAAAAAGGAUUAUUAUUAACAUAUACAGUAGAGUCUGUUUGACAUCUUACCCCAUAUAGUGAAACAACUUACCCAAUGGUGGGGCAACAUGUCACGUGUUCACACUCUCUAUUUGAUUGCUUAUAACUCUGCACUGACACAAGAUAUGGAAAUGUCAUGAAUAUGAAAUAUAUACCUGAGACUUUGGUCUUUCAUCUGGUACACAUUUUGUUUAUAUAUGAUGUACUGAUUCCAAGAAAUAUAUAAGCGUGUAAAAAGUGUGACAACAAGCCCCGGUCUCCCCUAAUUUUUUGCUAAUUAUCAAACGUGGUAAAUGAGUUAAUAGACCAAGUAAUGCAGAAGUGAUGCUUUUAAUAUCUGGCAUGGCUAAUUUGUUGUUAGAAAGUAAAUAUUAAAGAAAAAAAACAAUUUUGUAAAAUAUCAGAAUUUAGCCUUUAUGAGUAUUUUUUAAAUCCUAUAAUGAAUGACACUAUUGCUCACUCUAACACAGAGGAAGUCCCUUUUUUCAGAUGACUGCUGUAUUAGUUUGAAUGAACAGCCUGUUUAAUGUUUAAAUAAAGGCCACUUGGCAAUCACUCGCUUGCAAAAAGCCUCGGGCUCUGAUAUGGAGGCCAGAUAAAAGACCCUUCUUACUCUGUCAGACGUGUGUAGAAAUGGCGUGAGGAUUUAAACCACUCCCUUUUGCUCCAUUAAGUUCAUUCAGUCUUGGGGCUUUGUAAGUAGACAUAUAGCAAGAUCUCAGAGUAUGCUUUCCUGUAAUAAUCUUGCAAAUACAUCACAGUGGUAAUCAUAUGUGAGAAAUAAACAUGUUGUAUAUUUUAUGAAUAAGACAUUUAGCUAGAAAAACUGUUUGAGGAUUUGCUUCUGUACAGUGUUAUGAUUAUCUCCCGGCAUCUGGACAGAAGGAACAGUGCAAGUCUGACACUUCUGUGAAGGAAAGUAAACAAAAACACAACCUAAACAGAGAGUGGCUGUGCAUGUUAGAUAGAUAGAGAUGGACAUACAGAGAUAGGGAGAGAGCAAUUUCCUGAAUGAACAUGUUGUUUCCUCAGUCUGUGCCUGCUGUCAGCAUGCUCAGUGUGUAGAGGCCAACACAGUCACAGGCUUAUUAGAGAGUAAUUGGAGCACAAUAAUAUGUUAUCAGCUGACUGGUGAGUGUCCUCUAAGUUCAUGGAAUGGAUUGUAUUGGUAUGAAAGAAAUCACACAGAACCUAACCAGUGAAAUUUUGCAGUUUUACCUGCAACUUUAUAAAAAUUGUUGUUCCUGAAGUUCCAGAACUCAUAAACCAGAAGGUUUUGUCUCCCUUUCUUCUCUUCCCACAGGUCAGUAACAAAUGUUUGUAUAAGGCAGUGGUAUACUCAGGGAGUUUGUGGGGCAGGGGUGAAAAAAUGUUGGGUAUCUGACUCUUAAUUCUCCACAUUUUGGUGAAUACACAUGCAAAAGUUGUGCAUGAAAAUUUUAUAGACAGACACUGAAUUUUGAUAACACAUGAUUAUAAAAAAAAUAGGAGAUAUUAAUAAAGGGGCACCUGAUCACAUUUGCUUUGGAGGACAUUAAAUGGGCACUCUUUUAGUGAUUCACAUGCUAGAAGGAAAUUCAGAGGACAAUUUCCUACACUUUAUGGACUGGAUGGGCAUCCACAAGGCUAUUUGGCAUGUGCCACUUUGUAGAAAAGAGCAGUUUUCAUGCAUUUACCAUGGAAAGAACACGAAUUCACCUAAGUCAGGAGUAUCCAAAAGGCCCCUUUAACGCAAAUAGACUGUCAACACAAGGAGGGUUGACCCCAGCCCUAGUUUACACUAAUGUUAUAUGGCGUCCACGUCAUCUAGGUAUGUAAAGUUUAAGAAAAUUGGCAGUGACUAUAUCCGCUAAACAUUGUUUCAAAAUAAAAAAUUAAACAAGUUAGAGUUUAUGCAAAUACUUUAAAUUUUGUUUUGACAUAUACGUCGAUCGUGCAAAUUUUGUCUGUGAGCAUUCCUUAUGAGUAAAUAUAUUUACAUUCUGUAUAUUUACAAACUGCUGGGGCACUAAAGAAGACAGGUCGAAACAAACCACUGUCUGAUCGAACUUUAUUUUGAAAAGGCAAAAACGGAAGUUUCAUUUUUUUUUCGUAACAGCUUCAUUGCAUGACUUUUCAUUCAUGCCUCAUUACAUUGAGAAAAACUGCAAUUUUUGUGAAAUAUUAAGCAAAGUCGGUUUAAAGUUUCGACUUAAGACUUAAUAAAAUUCGGGCAGUAAGAUAGGAGUUAGGUUCAACAUUUCCGGGUUUGUGUGGAUGAAUCUGCGAGUUCACUUCAGGUGACGAGCUGGAGAGACUGUUUUCAGGUUGGUCUCCUGGAUCCAGAUAUUAACUUGACCAUGUUUAACAAUAAAGAGGGUGAAUCUGAGCCACGGAUCUACGGGUUUAUCCGGUCUGCAGCCGCAGCUUUGACCCACCUGGUCUGUAUCGUCUUCACUGUGUUUGUUACAGUUCUGUCUCGACCGGGUUCAAGUGAGUGCUCAACAGUUCAAAGAUCCUCAUGUCACUGGACUUAGUAGGUUUACAAUUGAUUAACUUUAACUCUUGUUUUAUUUUGAUUUUUUUCCAGGUUUGUUUUCCUGGCAUCCCUUCUUAAUGACACUAUCAGUAAGUUCAGAGUUUUAAACAAGUCUUUCAGUUUUGGAUCCUCAAAAAAUUAUAUGUUAGAGCUUUAACAGCCACUUGAACAAUUUGCAUAGCAACCUUAAAGAUAUAGGGGAAUAUUAUGUUGAUACAGUCCAUUGAUUGAUCAUUAAAGUCGUUCACAAAACAUAAUGGAAUAAAAGAAAAUUUGACUUGCUCAUGCUUCUUGUACAAAGACUUUAAAGGGAUAUUUUGGCGUAAAAUUAAUUUAGGGUCAUAACACUGAGCUAGACACCCCCUCGAGAGAUGAAUGUUGCCAACUGCUUGCUUCUCUAGUUAUACCAACUUUAGUAAUGACUGCAGAUAGCAAUACAGAAAGCCACAAGCUCAUCUCAACCAAAACGCCACUCUAUAGCCACAAAUAAUGCUCAGAACAGCACCUAACUUCAUCAACAGUACAUAUAGGGUCCUAGCCACAGCACUAGCCACCAAACAUCUUUUUAGCUUUGUCUAAUUUCUUUCGCAAAGAGACUAAACACAACUCACCCACUCUCCUCCAGCAGCCGCUUGUUUGUGGGGGGAGCCCUGACGAGUUGAUCACUGAGUGCAGUGGAGUUUCGCAGCUCAAGGAAGAACAUUUAUGAUCAUUUCCUCAUGGAAAUGCAAUCAGACCGAGAUGUUAAGGCAGAAGAACUACAGUGUCUGCAGUGCAAAAUGAUUAAUAUGGUGAUUAAUACUUCAAGGAAACGAUAAAGUAAUGAUCAUAAAUGUUCUUCCCUGAGCUGCGUCACUCCGCUGCAGUCGAUGGAUUUGCCUGGAGGUCUCCGUACAAACAAGUGGCUGCUGGAAGAGAGUAGGUGAGUUGUAUUUAGUCUCUUUGCUAAAGAAAUCAGGCGAAGGUAAAAAGAUGUUUGGUGGCUAGGGCUUUGGCUGGUACCCUAUAUGUACUGUUGAUGAAGUUAGGUGCUGUUCUGAGCAUUAUUUGUGGCUAUAGAGUGCCGUUUUGGUUGAAAUUUGUUUAUGGCUCCUCAGACCGCUGUGUAUUGCUAUCAUGCGGUCGUUACUAAAGUUGGUAUAACUAGAGAAGCAAGCGGUCGGCAACAUUCAUCUCUCAACGGGGUGUCUAACUCGGUAUUACGGUGUGUUUGACCCUAAAUCAAUUUUACGCCAAAAUAUCCCUUUAAAUAAGUCAUCUUGGUCUUGGGAGACUUUUGAAAACCAUGUGAAGUAAUGCUUCUUGACGCAUAAGAUGCUUCAUUAAUGAACUGAGAAAAACCAAGAGUUUACUUUCUCCUCUUUUCUUCUAGUUCUCCUUACUCAUGACAGAAGCCAUACUCCUUUUCUCACCUCAUGGCUCCCCCAUCAAAAAGCUGACUCACAAGACCAAAGGCCGUGUACACUGGAUCCUGCAGUGCCUCUGCGUUUCUUGUGCAGUCCUGGGUCUGGCAGUCAUCUUUUACAACAAACAUCUGAACAGUAAACCCCACUUCACCUCAUGGCACGGUUUUCUGGGCCUGCCCACAGUGUGUGUGGUGGUGCUUCAGUCUGGGGCAGCUGCGCCUCUUAUCUACCACUCUCUGGCCAAAGGCUGGUCCCUGGCCAAACUCAAACGCUACCAUGCAGCAUCGGGACUCAUCACAUACCUACUUGGCACCGCCAGCGUGCUCCUGGGUCUCUGCUCUGCCUGGUUCACUGGAUCUGUGGUGGGAUACUCCUGGUACCUGUCAGCACUGUGCCCUGUACUCACUGCCUCUGUUGUGAUGAACCAAGUCACUCGUGCUUACAUGGCGAAGAAACGGCUACAGUCUUGACAGAAGGCACAGUGUCCACAGUGUACAAACAAAGCAUGCAGUAAAUGUAAGAUUGCCAAAUAGAUAUUUUUUACUCACAUGAAACAGGCUGGAUGGGCAUUAAGGAAAGAAACAGAUUCCUGAAACUGUUAGCCAUUUUAAAAGUCUUAACAUUUCAUAGGCUCUUAAUUUUAUAUGAUAAUAAAACACUUUUCUGUCUUUUUUUUAAACUAUAUGGUGACUACCACUGAGGUCAAUGUGGACAUGUCAAGACUUUCUGUCAGUCAUUUGACAUUCACUCCAUUGAGCCUGUCCUUUUUGGUUCCUGUUGUUUUUGGCAAUUCUCAUGUAGUUCAUGAUCCAGCACUUGCUAAAUGAACUUUAAUUCCAUUCAGCCUCAGCUUUUGUUUGUGCUAAGCACUUAUAAGCAGAUGUUUGCAUGCCCAAAGCUUGAGGCAAUUGAUAAGCAUUAGCUGGUGAACCACUUUAGCAUUGCUAGCCUUCGCUUUGAAAGGAACAUUACUAAGCACGACUCAUAUUACAGAGAAAUUCAGGGAUUUGAAGCACUUGCUUCAUUGUAUUUUCUUUACUUGAAUACUGUCUUUGGAUGUGUCAGCACCUGGCCUCCAUACUUGAUAAGAAAGAAGAAUUCAAGAUAAAUCUAACAACGACUGAACGUUAGCUAGCAUGUAACUAGCUAACAACAGCAGCUCUGGACGCAAUAUAUAUAUUUUUUUGUAGGACGGUAGGGGAAAGUCCCGCCUCCUUCACCUCUGAUUGGCUAGAAAAGCUGGAAACAUCAUCACACACUCAAGCCAAACAUGGGCUGUCGGCUCUGUACAUCGAACAGAACAUUAUCACACUUCUGUAUCUCCUAACCCUAACCCUCAUCCUAUUCCUAACCUUUACCCUAGCCCUAACCUUAACCCGACAGACGAUGACAUUUCACAGCCAUUUGGAAUAACCAAUCAGAGCCCAGCACUUCUAGCCAAUCAGAGGUGAAGGAGAGCAGGACCUUCCCCUACCGUCCUACAAAAAAAAAAAUGCCAACAGCAGCUCUGGACAAAGGCAUCAGGCUUUCGCUGGCUAGCUAGCCAUCCACAGAGCCAAUUUUUCUAAUUUCCUUAACUUAAACGUGGCCUUAAUAUUUUCUACCAUCCAAAUCACGUCAACAUGCUGUUAUCAAAGUUUCCUAUUCUGCCUGUGAUUAUUGAUGCUGUCUUUGCAGUUAUUGUUUGACUGAAUACGAUAAAAUUUGUACCUGAGAUGUUUUUAAUAUUAAAAGGAUUCGUAAAUUAUUCACACUGCAAUAGUAGAGUGUUUUAUUGUUAAAAUAACAUUGAUAACACAGUCAUAUUCUGCUCCGAUUCAGGCUGCAUGUCAAAAGUCUUACUGGGUCAGCCGUCAAUGGGUCAAAGUGAACAAAAGGUUAAAAAAUGCAAUUACAAAAACAAUAUAUUUUCCAUCAUAAAUAAAUAAAUUUCAGAUACUACAUUGCAAUAAGGGAAACGACUGCCACGUGGGAUAACACCAAUAGGAAGUUAUAAAAAACGUUAAAAAAGACAAAAUUUUGAAGGAAACAAAAAUACACUUGACUGACAUGAUGUGGCAGACGGGGUGUUCUUAGAAGCCACCGAUUCCCAAGAUUUAGAUGAAAAGUGUUUUCCACUGUAUUCAGAAGACUGAGAAUCGAGACAUUACGCCAUUAUGAUGUACCGUAUACAGUUCACAGGCAGAUAUGAUCCUUUUUCGGUGUCAGAUCCCAAAUUUUUCAAGACAUGCUGAAUUUCCUUGAUGGCAGAAAUGGAGCAUCCAGAACAAUGACAGGGAGGCUGUCAGUAACAGUAAAACAAAACAAAAAAAAGUGAACAGCACUAAAGAUGGUGGGAAUAAAAGAGCUCCCACAAUGAGAACAAAAUAAUGUGACUUCGUAGGGAAUGACCUGUUGUCGCAGGUUAUCCAGUGUUUUCUAGAGGCUAAUAAGCACUGUGUCUAGCCUAUUUCACCAACGGAGGGACUUUCCUAAGAUCUACAUACCUUGAGAUGCCAUAACACAGAAACACAAGGCUACAGAGAACAGCAAAGACCUAAACUCCCUAAAGCACCGCAGACCUACACUGACUAAGACUACUGACAGGAGAUACUAACACGUGCACUGCUAUAAAAGAUGCACCUGUGUGAAAUGCUACCACACAAUGGCACUGUAAGCUCUGUAAGGCCACCAUACUCCUUGACCUGGCUCUGAUGGAGUCAAAGGUUGUUGUUUUGUGAAGCAGUGUACGGUUUGAUGGUUUAUGGCUACAUCAACUCAAGGUUUAUACACUCAGGAUGUGAGAAUACAUUGUUUUCUACAGUUUAGGUAUUGUGAGUUUGCAGAAAAAAGAAUCCAGUAGAAACUAACAGAAGGCUGACUGAGUGUUGACUUAUAAACAGGUAGUGGGGACAUUUAAGUAAAAACUGUACCAAAACAUAGAUGAAAAGCUUUAGCUAAUGGGCUUGCAACAGAAAAACUUGAGUUUUGAGCUCCUUGGAGCUUUCAGCCCCAAUGCUGAUUCUGCCCCAUACUUGUGUUUUGAGUUCAACACUGAAUGUCUAAAUGCUCAGUAGCUCUUUCAACAGAUCUAUUUAAAAUAAGGUACUAAAGAUAAAUGCUAAGACUCAAGACCGCUUUGUGUGUUAUAUAUUUAAGGCUUAAAAUAAAAGAACACAGUCCAAAUCCAUGUCCUAGCUUCUGUGUUGUCCUAGGCUAACAUUAAGGUACAUUCAUUUUAGUUUGAACAGAAAAUUCCUACAAAAAAAAAAAAAAAAAGUUCAACAGAAGUUCCCCUGCAUUAAUGCAAGGGCAAAUUUAUCAUCAUGAUAGUCACUGUAAUGAACCAUUUCCGUACAACCAAAGUCUACACACUGCACAGUAUUGACUUGCAAUAUAAACAAUGCUAAUGACAGCUAUUUACAAAAUAUCAACAUGUUCAGUUUAUAGUAUGACACAUAGUAUUCUUUCAACAGGGGAUGCUACAAUGUCUAUCAAAUCUCUAAAGACUAAAAUAUGCUCCAAAAGCCUAAAGUUCUGUUAAAGGUACGCUUUGAAGAAUUCAUAUUUUACAAAUAUUAACACAGCGCUCUGCAGCUGCUGUUACGUUUUGUUGCGGUUUGAAGUUUUCCAGUUUUGUGCACUAGAAAAAGGGGGACUGAGCUGAAGGACAGGAAGUAAACUCAUGUUGUAACAGCAACUCAAAUUUUGGUUUGGGGCAGCAGUAGCUCAGGAGGUAGAGCAGUCGUCCAACAAGGGGAAGGUUGGCGGUUCGAUUCCGCCCUAUCCCUACUCUGUCUGUUGUGCCCUUAGGCAAGACACUUAACCCAGCUUGCUCCCAGUGUGUGUCCUCCACUGGUGUAUGAUUGUGAGUGAAGUUUGGUGGUGGUUGGAGAGGCUGUUGGCGCAGAUUGGCCGCCAUGUUUCCGUCAGUGUGCCCCAGGGCAGCUUUGACUACCAAGGUAGUCUACCUCCACCGGGGUGUGACUGCGUGUGUGAAUGAAUGAUGGUGCUAUAUUAAAUCUGAUGUAUUAUUAUUAUUAAGUCAGCUGAUUCACAGAAAUGUGUCAUUUGAUGAUUCACCUCAAAGCACUUCUUAAAUUACAUUUUCCGCCUGAACUCAUAGGAAGUUAACUGAACAGCAUAGAAAGGUCUUGAUAUGGCAGGAGAGGCUGCCCUCCCCCACCCUGGUCCCCUACAUGUUCUAAGGUCUGUUCCCGAUGUGCUGAUGCUCCUGCUGAAGAAACCAGGGAUAUUCAGCAUUACGACUAUUUGUUACUCUGAAUUUGUAAUCAUAUGAAAGUGUGAGCUGAUGUGUGUGUGUUUUUGUGUCAAGUUUAAUGAGACCAUUGGGAAUGGGAAUUCAGUUUCACUUAUGAUUGGGAGAAUGAUUGGGGCAUUUUUCAGUGGCUGAUUUUGCAGCAAAACCAAAAAUAUUUCUGAGUUUAAACUUUUGUGUUCAGGAUUAAAACUGAUUUGCAGCUCCUGAAUAAGUUUAUUAUUAUAUUUUUAAAAUAUUGAGAUUUCAUGUCUGUACUUCUUAAUCUCAGCCUUUCUGUCGUCAAAUGUGCGAGAAAUCUCAAAACAUGACAAAGCAUUUAAUCAUCAAUCAGUAGUUUGUUGGUUUCUGUGAGAUACUAUAACAGAAUUUUUUAACCAUGUAAACAUUUAACUGUUCCCAUCCCUAAUGUACAUUGGUAGCCAUCUUGGACAGAGCUGUGUGUGAAACUGCCUCCACAGGACCUUACUGUCCUGUCACUUCGAUAACAUCGUCAUCCGAGCUACUGCCGCCAUUCUCUGUGCUCUGAUGUCUGUCCGACUGGGUCAGAGCCGCCCCCAACAGGCUGGAGGUCGGAUUGUUGAAAUGGGAAAGGAAUCUUGAUGGGGUAGAGCUAGAGUUGGGCGUCUGGAAUCCCCCUGACCCAGAGAGGAGAGAGGGGGGAAACACCCUGGGCUCAGGGAGCAGAGACUGACUGUAGUUGAGAGGGAAGCCUGGUGAAAGCAGGCCCGCCAUAUUGGGGUUCAUCAAGUACGGAGGCAAAGAACCAGACACCAAGGAGGAAGAAGUUGCUGCUGAUGGGGAUGAAGACAUAGGUAUAGUGGUGGACGCAGAGGAGAAAACAGUGGGCAGGGAGGAGGAGGAGGGGUUAGGGAGGUGUCCGUUUCCUGUGGUGGACUGUCUGAGCAGGUCUGACCCUGCAGAGGGGAACAUGGUUUGUAAGUCUGCCAGUGUUUGUCCUGGUGUCUGAAGGAAUGAUGAGCCACUGCUGCCACCCAUCAGGAGAGGAUGACCCAUGUGCCCUAAGUUCCCCAGUAAGGAGGAAGAGUUCAGACCAACAGGAGGGAAACUGAGCCCGCUGGACCCCAUGGCCAGUCCAGGGAAACGUGUUGCAGCAGAAACACGUUUUCCUCCUGUUAGCGUGUUCCCCUGGCUGUCUGUACUCCUGCGUUUGCUGCCACGCAUGUCUAAAGCUGAGCUCAGGAGGUCGUCGCCUAGCUGCCUGUUGACGUCACCAGUCUGACUGUUUUGGGAACUGCCUCUAUCUCCCGCCGGCGCAGCUGACACGUCUGAAGGUGACGACAAUUCAUUCCUGAUGCUAGUGAUGUCACCUGUGGAUGAAGUGUAGCGGCUGAUCUCUCGGAGGAUCUCGGAGCUCAGGGGAGAGGAGGACCGCUGCUCCCCGUUGGGUGAAAGCUGCUGUUGAUCCACAGGAGAGGAACACCCAUUGCUGACAGGAUGCAUGAGGGAGCUCGUGUCUGUGGAAAAGGGGACGCAAUCAUGAAAUGUCAGCUCGAUGGCUCUGCAUUGGAACAGUUUACUUUGAAACGUGCCUUUAAAAGGUGCAAUCAAUAAAGUAGCUUCACGUGCAUGUGACCUUAAAAUCAAAGUGAAUAAUUUUAGGAGGGUUCCUUAAUGUGCUUCAUACUAGAAAACAUUUAAAAAUAGCUUUAUGGGUAUUCGAUACUGGAAUGGCACAACCAUUAAAUUUGAGAUUAAUCUUAGACUGAUUACUUAAGAAGGACAGAGCUGUAAGAGUUGAGGCAUCUUGAGGCUUAUUCCUUAUAACAUCUCAGGGCUCCAAAUCAGUCAUUUCACUGUGCAACUUGAUCAGAAAAGGUUUAUUACAACAAUCCACCUCCUUGGUACCCUCAUCUACACACUUGUAGUUUUUAAAUACAGGUUUUAGUAACAAAUCUCCUUUCUGACACCUCUUGAAUAGUUUUACAGGAUUUUCAGAUCAAAAAAGCCUCAAAUUUCCUCUCAGUUGUGUAUCAAAUAUCAUUAUUUCAGCCUCUGUCUGAAAUGCUUUGUUUUCGGCUGCUGUCCCAUAAAGCCCCUCCCUCUACAAGCCUACUUUUCUCUGAUUGGCCACCUCUCCACAGGCUUUCUGGGCGCUCCUUGUUUUGGCCAUGCUCUCUCUAUUGUGGUUGAUAAGUUUUGCAGUUUAUCAACGGAGCAGUGUUAUCCUCAUAUACAUCAUAUAUGUGUAAAUAUCUCUGUGUAUAUCAUGUCUGUGGUUACCCCGCUCCACUGUGGGUGUCACCUCACAAUGCUGGAGGCAGGCCGUUCCGCUUUGAACGGAAGCACAUGAACCAGUAAGAAGAGUCUAUAAUUCUUGUGUCAGAAUCUAGUAAAUCUCGCACAUAAACUACGGUCUCGCAUUCUCGCGCAUUUGUCCAAGAUUUGAGCAGUUUACAUCUACUUUCUCAGAUUAUGACAACAUACGCUUACCUUGUGAUUUGAAUACUUUGCACAUGUGUAGUAUGGACACCAAACUUUGUAACUUUGAAGUUUUUGUUGUAAACGUGAGAAAGCGUGAUGAAGCAGGAACUCGUGGUAAAAAACAUAUGAGCUCGUACCUCUUGAUGUUGCAGAGCCUCCAACUGUUGGUCUGCUGAUUUUUCCAGAUCUAAUGGCAAAUAUUCUUCCAUCAUUGGUCCUAAUGUAGGUACCUGUGUCAGAGAAAGCAUAAAGUGAUGGAAGCAGCCAUUUAAAGGCUUUUUAUUCUAGACAGCAAUUAUUGUGUUGUUGAUACCUUUAGAUCCUCUGAUAACGUGGAUACUCUCUCCUGCACUGAUUCGAGCUUGAACAUCCGUUGAGCUGUUAGCGCCUGGGAUUACAAUAUCUGUGGAUGCAGAUUAAAUAGUUAGAGAUAAAAUUAAUUUCCUGUUAAAUCAUAACAUCAGUCAUUGAAUGCACCAAAUGUGGGUGGUUGGGAACUUUCAAUAAAUCAAGUGUGUAAGAUUUGACGUUACCCGUGGUGGUGACGAUUCUCUGCACAUAAACUCCUGCUUUCUGCAGGAAGUUGACUGGCAGGCUGCCUGCAGAGCUGGAGCCAGCCAGACCCAUGCCAACCUGGCGAGGCAUCAUGGGUAUUGGAGUUGACUGGAUCGGCCUGACACUUGCAACAGGCUUGUCAUCAGGCCGCACCAUGGGACGCCUGAAAAAUAAAAGCUGAACUCAUGACAUGCUCACACACAUACUCUCAGCAUUUGUGUUUAUAUUCACCAUAGAAGAGACACUGCGAAACCACAGUCCAUAUGAGCCAAAACAUUUGAUGGUUACUUUGAUUUUUUUGGAAAGGCAUGAGGGAAUAUCAGGAAACAACUACCCAUAACAGUAGAUACCCGUAAAGAACGCAAACUAACACAUGCAGUGUGAAACCCACCAGCCACGCUGGUUAAACGCUGGUAUAUUUGAGAGCAUCUGAUCACUGGUUGGGUAAUAGGGGGCAUAAGAUGGGCGAGAGUAGGGCACAGACGCUCGUUUCUCGUCCUCAUAGCUCUUCUUGGCUGCUCUCUUCUCUGCCUUGGUCAGUUUGGACUCCUUACGGUCAACCAGUAAAGACUCGUGAUGGAACGGUUGCUUAUGACACAAACGGAGAAGAGAUUUUGUUAGCAGCAAUUACACUGAAUUGGGUUUGAAUAAGUUAACAAAACUCUUUUCAUCAAACAUCAAAUCAGAAAAAUGAGGAAAGGUAUGAUGAUAUAUGUUACACAAGCAGCUGUACCUUGGUGAUAAGGUUUGGGUAACGCUGACAGGCUUGGUGUAUGACUGUUUCAAAGUCUUCAGAGGGCAUUACUGAGGAUUUUUCAGGUUCUUCUUCCACAUAAUGCAGCAGCGACUCCACCUCUUUGCGAGUGAAGUUCAGCACUGGAUUUAGGUCGUCAACCACACGGUCUGUAAACACACACAUCAUCCUCAGGCUGGGUAACAUUAGUGCAAACGCAGGUAACUGCCCACAUCAGGUCUGCUUAAGUUUGACAGCUAUGAGAAUAACAAAAGGGACGAGAAAAAGCAAAAAUGCCCCAAAAAUGCUUCAUCGAACAAACAGAUGGUCCAUGCAAGAAUCUCUUACCAGACAUUCCCUGUUUGGACACUUGUCGGUCAUAGAUCUUUUUCUCCAAGGUGAAAUCACAAACAAGCCGGUAAAUGAAGCAGGGUUUCCUCUGACCAUAACGGUACACCCUGCACACUGCUUGAGCAUCAUGACACGGGUUCCAGGAGGCAUCGAACACGACGACACGGUUAGCCCCGAUGAGGUUCACCCCCAGACAGCCAGCUCUGAUAGAAACACAGAAAAAUACUGCUUUCAUUUCUGCCAGUCUUCAGGUGAUUUGAAACAUGCGUUUUUAUUGCAGAGCAGAACUACACACCUGGUGGAGAGCAGGAAGACCCAUGUUGCACUGUUCUCCGGGUCAUUAAACUGAUUGAUGAGCCGCUCUCUUUCUGAAGCAGAUGUACUCCCAUCCAGUCCUUCAAACAGACAAGGAUGAAAUCGAAACACUUACUUAUCAAAGCACAACACAGAGAUCAUUAUAAUUCAGCCCCACUCCCCAAAUAAGUUGGAAUGAUAACUAAAAAUGAUGAUUAAAAACAGAAUUUGGUACUCUUAGAAUCAUUCAAGCCUCAUAUUUAAUAGAAAAAGGGUGUCGAGACAACACAUCAAAUGUUAAAAGAGAAAAAAAGAUUACUUUUUUGUGAAAUAUACACAUUUUAAAAAUUUGAUACUCUUUUUUUAAAAGUUGGAACAGGGACAAAAAACAUGAAAUAAGUUGUGUAAGAACAUCUGAGGGAACAUCUCCCAACUAAUUCAGUACAGGUUACUGACGUGACUGAGUAAAAUACUGAAUAUCGAGCUGAGUCACCUCUCUUGUCAAGACUAUGUGAACAAAUAUUUCAACAACUUUCAAAAUAAUGUUCCUCUGUGUUAAACUGAAUCUUAAAAGACUCAGAGAAUCUGGAGAAAUCUGUCACAGAGAAAUAAGCUGACCAUCUAUUCUGACUGGAUUGUGAUCUUCUGGCCCAUAGGUGGCACUGCAUGAAAAAAAAAACUCUAACUCUGUAGAGGAAAUCACUGCAUGGGCUCAAAAUCACUUCUAAAAUUCACUGUCUAUAAAAGGGGAAAAACAUUGACAUGACCCAGAGACACCUGCAGCUUCUCUGGGUCUGAGCCCGUUUAAGGUGGACUCAUGUGAAGUGGAAAACUGUCCUGUUGUGCAUGUGCAUCUUUAAGAGAGUGAGUGAGAGUGUAUCACAGCAGCACAGCUCCAUGGUAAAAGAAUCCAGGAGCGAAGCUGGCUUUCCCGCAGUGCUGUCUAGUCACCCACUGAAAACGUUUGGCUUAUCGUGAAAUAAAAAAUAAAAUAGCGACCUUGUGCUGUUGAGUAUUUGAAGUGAACAAAAUGUCCUAAUCAAAACUUCAGAAACUGGCGUCCUUGUUUUUUUUUAAAUGUUUACAGAGUCGUUAAAAGAAGAGGCGAUGCAACACUGUGGUAAACACAUCCCUGCCUCAGCUGUUCUGAAACAUCUAAAAGCAGUAUCCUUUUUAUUUUCAACAUUUAAUUAGUUGUCCUUGCACUAUUUUCAAUUAUAUAUUGGGUUUAAAUGAUUUGCAAACCAUUAAAUUCUGUUUUAGUUCACAUUUUACACAGAAACCUAACUCUCUGGAAUAGUAUAUUCCAAUCAAUAAUAUCGAUUCAACUUAGAGGCUCCUAAUCAUGAACACUGCAUUCUUGAAGGAGAAUGAUUGAUCACAUAAAACCAUCUGUUAAAUGAAUCCGGGAAUCUAUAACAUCCCUUGGGCAGAUGCAGUACUUACAGCAUACAUGAAAACAAAAGUUUUAAAUAUCGUUCACAAAUUGCAAAUAGAUCUUUCCCUAACUUGUUCACAGGGCACAGCUGGGACUUACCCCUAAAAGAGAUCAAAUACGAAAGUUUGAGAAAUUACACUUUAGAGAAAAAUCAAUACAUCCUAUCACAGCGUUGAGUUUUUAGUGUGAUGACCGUUCUCCCUGCAGAGGUGCAGGGUUGGGAGGAGGAGGAGAGCACAGAUUGCAUGACUCACUGUAGUAAUUGAGGUUGCGAACCCAGUUUUGGCUCUGAGCUUCGGAUGAGGCGAUUCCUGGAGGCAUGGGUCUCUUUGAUAAGAAGUCCUCAAUGACUGACAGCGUGGACAAGCUUUGGCUGAAGGGUAACCAGGACAAACAGGUUAGAACAAGUGAAGGAAAUGUUUUUACUUCGGUACCAAACAAAUAAGCCUCCUCAGAGUAAAAAAAAGACUGCAUUUU